Papilio polytes (common Mormon) is the source of this 2447-nucleotide messenger RNA. Its product is annotated as long-chain-fatty-acid--CoA ligase ACSBG2-like. Gene Ontology annotation, cellular component: membrane; endoplasmic reticulum. The transcript has 16 exons. The coding region runs from base 240 to 2306 and encodes 688 amino acids. Lineage: Eukaryota; Metazoa; Arthropoda; Insecta; Lepidoptera; Papilionidae. The record is from RefSeq and is a predicted model, not a curated record. Gene Ontology annotation, molecular function: long-chain fatty acid-CoA ligase activity.
AACCGCCAGUUGGCUACCAAACACGCGCCGCCGCGGUCGCUAUAAAUCGAACGUUUUCCUCGCGAUAACAUGAACUGAAAUAUUUUAACUAAGCAAAAGUGUUUCGAAGUGCUAUAGUACAACUUUGAUUAUUUACAAUAGUGCCAAUCCCUGUUUUAUUUAGAAAACAAAAUAUAUUUAUAACGGAAACGUCGACAGUUAUCGUGGAAAACGGCGAGGAGAUAGUGAAAGUACACAAUAUGCAGAUGCCAAAUGGAACAAACAAAACGUAUUUAAACGGACCGAACCAAAUAAUACCCGCGGACGAUUACAUAAGUUGCGUGCCGGGCGGAUAUGUCAAACUGCGGAUGCAAUCCCGCGGGGUCGCGUCAGAGCCCCCAGUGUCAGUGCCGGGCCUGCUGAGCAGGACGGCCGCGAGGUACCCAGAGUCUACAGCACUGGCCACCAAGAAGAACGGACAAUGGCAUAAAAUUUCUUACAGACAGUAUCAAGAACGUGUACGCACGGUGGCUAAGGGUUUCCUAAAGUUGGGUCUGGAGCGAUACCACUCUGUGGGCAUUCUAGGAUUUAAUUCAGAACAAUGGUAUAUUGCCGAUUUAGCCGCUAUUCAUGCUGGAGGUUACGCGGCGGGUAUCUACACGACGAACUCCGCGGACGCGUGCUACCACUGCUUGGAGACGUCUCGCGCCAACAUUUGCGCUGUGCAGGACAAGAAGCAAUUGGAGAAGAUAUUGUCAGUUCGCAGUCGAUUGAAGCAUUUGAAAGCUAUCGUACAAUGGGAGGGACCUGUUGAUACCUCCGUGCCGGGAGUUUAUAGCUGGGAACAAGUAAUGGAAAUGGGCGCAAAAGAACCUGAUACUCAACUUAACAGCAUCCUUAAAGGUAUGGCUGUUAACGAAUGCUGCACUCUAGUGUACACUUCGGGGACAGUGGGUCCGCCGAAGGCAGUGAUGCUGUCCCACGACAACCUGACAUGGGACGCGUUCUCUAUAACGGAGCGCGUGGGCGACCUGGCGCCGACGUACGACCGCCUCGUCUCCUUCCUGCCGCUCAGUCACGUCGCCGCACAGGUGGUGGAUAUCUACACAACUUUAAUGAACGCAGUACCCGUGUACUUCGCGCAGCCUGACGCGCUAAAAGGCACUCUAGUCGAGACAUUAAAGGAAGUUCGACCAACGAGGUUCUUGGCUGUGCCGCGCGUGUGGGAGAAGAUGUACGAGAAAAUAAUGGCCGUGGGCGCGUCCAGUGGAACUAUCAAACGGAGCAUCGCUCUGUGGGCUAAAGACAGGAGCAUGAAACACCACGAAGCCAGAAUGAACGGUUCGUUCUCUGCUGGGAUGAGAGGUCUACCGCUUGACUUCACGGCCAUGCAAAUGUUACGGUAUUGGAUGGAGGGAAUGGGGUGCGGGUACCGGAUCGCACGCACGCUAGUGUUCAGCAAGGUCCGCGACCAGCUCGGCCUCGACCAGUGCGAGACGUUCGUGACGGCCGCCGCGCCGCUCUCGGCUGAUAUCAAGAAGUUCUUCCUCUCACUCGAUAUACCGAUCGUGGAUGCUUUCGGCAUGAGCGAGACGGCCGGCGCCCACACGCUUAGUAUUUAUCCCAAGCUGAAAUUAGAUUCAUCUGGUGAAAUACUAACUGGUACGGAGACGAAGUUCGGUGGUGCGAUGAGUCCGAACGGGCCGGGCGAGAUCAUGAUGCGCGGCCGACACGUGCUGAUGGGCUACCUCAUGGACGAGGAGAAGACGCGCGCCACCAUCGACGACGAAGGCUGGGUGCACUCCGGCGACGUCGGCAGAGUGGAUAGCAACAACUUGCUCUACAUCACCGGCAGGAUAAAGGAACUGUUGAUAACCGCUGGGGGUGAGAAUGUGGCGCCGGUGCUGAUCGAGCAGACGAUCCAGGCGCAGCUGCCGCAGGUGGGCUACGCCGUGCUCGUCGGCGACAGGCGCAAGUUCCUCUCGGUGUUGCUCACCUUGAAGAGCAAAAUAAACGCGGAGUCCGGCGAUCCUCUGGACGAGCUGGAGACGGAGGCGAGGAAGUGGGUGGCGAGUCUCGGCAGCAACGCUAAGACCAUCAGUGAGAUCGUCAAGAACAAAGACCCAGCGGUGCACAAAGCGAUAGAGGAGGGCAUAGCGCGCGCCAACAAGCAGGCGAUAUCCAACGCACAGAAAGUACAAAAGUUUGCCAUCCUGCCCGCCGACUUCUCUAUGAACACGGGAGAGUUGGGCCCAACACUUAAAAUAAAGAGGAAUGUGGUGUACGAGAAAUACAAGGACAUUAUAGAAGAAUUUUAUAAGGAUUAGGUUAAUUUUAGUUUAUUGUUAGGGAAUGGGGUUCAGUUGUUACCAAUGCUCAACUAGGGGAUAGAGCUGGAUCGUUUAAUAUUCUAUUCAACUAAGGGCAGAUGUAAAUAUAUUCUUGUUAAUAUAUAUAUAGUGUUACUA